CGCAGCUGUUACUGCCGCUUGUCAGCGCCGGGCCAUGGACGCCCAGCAGGCCGAGGUCCGCGCCUUGGAGGCUGAGAUCGCGGCCCUGCGGCGGGCGUGCGAGGAGCCGCGGACGGCGGGGGAAGACAACUGGCGAGCUCAAAAAUCACUUCGAGAAAUGUAUCAAUCAGAUUCUGGGGGAUGGGCCUCUUCAAAAGAUUUGAGAAGUCAUCUUGGAAAUUUAGAAUCAGAACUUCUUUUUCUAAGCACACUUACUGGCAUCAGUAUAAGAAAUUACUCCAUGAAGACAGAGGUCCUAACAAAUACUGAGAAGACAGAGAAGAGUAUAACGAAAGUUCUACAGAGACACAGAUUAUCAGGAAAUUGCCAAAUGAUUACAUUUCAACUUGAAUUUCAGAUUCUGGAAAUCCAGGAUAAGGAGAGUUUAUCUUCUGUUAUUACUGACCUCAACAUAAUAAUGGAGCCCACCGAAUAUUCAGAAUUAAGUGAAUUUGUGUCUAGAGCAGAAGAAAGAAGAGAUCUGCUGAUGUUUUUCCGAAGCCUACACUUUUUUGUGGAGUGGUGUGAAUAUCGUAAGCGGACAUUUGAACAUUUCAAGGAGAAGUACCCAGAAGCCGUGCACCUCCCAGAGGGGGCCGCCUCCAGCUGCAUGGUGGUCCACAGCGCCCGCCAGCCCGGGUUCGAGCUGGUCAUCGUUUGGAGGGUGCAGAUAGAUGAAGAAGGGAAGGUUUUGCCAAAGCUGGACCUUCUCCCCAAAGCACCACAGCAAGCCCUGGAGCUGGACCGGAACCGAGUCCUGGAGACCGCGCCUCGCAGCUUCCGAGCCCUGCUGGGUGUGCUGGGCAUCGAAGCCGCUCUCGAGAGCCUGAUCAAGUCACUCUGCACGGCGGACUCCAGCUAGUUCCCGGCAAACACGCAGGUGCGUGACCGUCUUCCACAGAGAAACGACACCUUUAGGACACGUUGUCUGUGCAGUUUUAGCACAUUCUAGAUCAUCCAUCAGAACGUGGGAAAAUAGACAACAGCUACUGCAGUACAAAACGCCAGACCAGCAGCACGUACAGUGCCUGGGGCACCUGGCGGGGUCGGCUGGGGGAGCAUGCAACUCUUGACCUCAGGGUCCUGAGUUGAAGCCCCACACUGGGGGUACAGAAUACUAAGUAAUAAUAAACUUUCUCAAAAGUUAAGAUUAUUAUUUUUCCUAUAUUUCCCUAUUAUUAUUUUAAAAAUAAUAAUAGGAAUGUCCAUCCUUAGAUUUAGGGGAGCAGCUGGUCCUACCUCUCACCAAGUCUGAGGAUGGAAGCGCCCUGGAGGUCAGCCCCCCCUUGCCAUCCAAGGGCCCCCACUCCUUGACAUUCCUGAUGCCCAGGGUGAUGCACCUACCUUGCCACCCUGCCCUACAGAGUAGAACUCACUCUUCUUGGUCUUGACAUCAAAGUGCAGCAGUCAGCUUUAAAAACGCAGUGUCACAGACUUGCCAACCCCCGCACCCCGUCCCCCAGGAAGCACUGGCCUCAGCCGUCCCAUUUUAAAAGGUUAGAAUCGGUAGGGGCCGCACUGGAGUGUGAGGCGGAGACCACACAGGGCAGGACCUCGUCGGUCGCCACGUAGAUGCUGGUGGUUUCAGCCAGGACGGGCCUCAGAGGGGGCCCAACCCCCCUCCUUGCGAGGCCGGGGUGCUGUGCACACUCGCCCUCACACAGGCCAGCAACAAGGAGCUACCUCAGGCCAAAACAACAGAGAUGCUUCUGUCCACACAUGUCCCUGCAAGGGGUGUCUCCACAGCCCCCCAACUCCCACAGGUGAGACACGUGUCAUUUGAGUAUCUUU
Messenger RNA from Neogale vison (American mink), 1830 nucleotides. It is a transcript of the gene CENPP, whose product is annotated as centromere protein P. The record is from RefSeq and is a predicted model, not a curated record. Gene Ontology annotation, biological process: CENP-A containing chromatin assembly. Lineage: Eukaryota; Metazoa; Chordata; Mammalia; Carnivora; Mustelidae. The coding region runs from base 35 to 901 and encodes 288 amino acids. Gene Ontology annotation, cellular component: nucleus; chromosome, centromeric region. The transcript is spliced from 8 exons.